Molecule: messenger RNA, 3288 nt
Organism: Rotaria sp. Silwood2
Lineage: Eukaryota; Metazoa; Rotifera; Eurotatoria; Philodinida; Philodinidae
Source: the annotation of a GenBank genome assembly
AUGGCAUUUCAAGAUACAAAUAAAUCAGGAAUUCAUAAUAUUUCUGUUAUUCUACCUUUGUUACAUAAAUUCGAUCUUGCAAUAACAUGGGAUAAUCAACAUUUAAUAUUUCCAUCACUUCUUCCAGCUCAAUUAAGUUUAAAUACAAUUUCAAGCCAUUGUCGUGCAUCGAUUAUAUCUUCAUCAAGUAUUAUUAAAUUUCAAGAAAUUUCUAAUCAACUUCAAUAUUUUAAGUUUUUAACUAAUGAAAAUUCAACAAAAUCAAUUUCAUUACAUUUAAAAUAUUUAGCACGUAUACAAAAAGAUGAUCCUAAAUUAUUUUCAUAUAUUCGUCGUUAUUAUCAUUUAAUAUUUAUUCCAACAUGUUUUUGGUCACGUUUAUUUGCACGUUUAAUUGGUGAUAAACAAUUACAAAAAGCAUUUACAAAUUAUUUUCUUGUUGAUUUACAAUCAAAUUAUUCAAAUGAUAAAAUAAAAAAUAUUCUUAUGGCUGAAUGUUCAUGGAUUGUUUGUCAAACUGGUAUUGAACUUCGUUAUUAUGAUUGUUGUCUUUUAAGAAUUAAUCAAAUAAAUUUAAUAUCAUCUAUAAAUGACGAUGAUAUUUCAUAUUCUUAUUUAAAUCUUAUUUUUCAAUUUCAUACAGAUGAAGAACAAAAUAAACAAAUUUUACCAUUUAAUGAUCAAGGAUCACUAAUUGAAAUUCUUAUUUGUACAAGUGAUUUACAAAUGAUCAUUGGAUCAAAUGAUGAUGAAAGUGAAGAUUCGAAUCCAUUUGUAAUUGAAUUAUUUGUACAACAAAGUACAAUCGGACGUAUAUUAACAAUAUUAAUGGCUCAUUUUGAUACGUUAUUAGAAGAUUGGUAUCCUGAAAUGGGUACACGAUUUGUACAAAAUUCUAAAGGUGAUUAUUUAGUUAAUCGUUUUAUUCCAUGUCAUCAAUGUUUAAAUGAAAAUAAUCAAUCAGAAAAUUUUAUUUGUCAAACAUUUUGGUUAGAAGCAUUAAUGAUGUAUAUUGAAAAAGGAAUGGAAAUAAAAUGUGAAAAACAUGGACAAAUAUCUUUAAAAUGCAUUGCACCCGAUUUGAUUUUUUGUGAUUUAUCAUCGGAUAAUUUUAUUAUUCCAUUUGAAGCAAUUAAAUUGAAAAAAUUUAUUGGACAAGGUACAUUUGGUACUGUUUUUGCUGCUACAUCAUACAAAUCGACAGUGGAUCUUGCUUGUAAAGCUUUUGUACCAAUUGAUUCUUCGAUUACUAUUGGUCUUAUUGAACAAGCACAUAGUGGAACUAAAGAUGAAGAAAAUGAGAAGAAAAUAUCUUUACGUGAUAUUGCAAAAGAAUGGACUCGUAAUCCAAUGCGUGCUGCAUCUAAAGCUUAUAUAACUUGUCGACAAGAACUUUCAGUACUUUUAACAACUGGUUCACAUCCAAAUAUAGUUCCACUUGCUGGUUUAUGUAUUCGACCAUUAAGUUUAAUGUUACAUUAUGCUCCAAUGGGAUCACUUGAAUCCAUAUUGAAAGAAUAUAAACGAACAAAUACUCAACUUGGAUUAACAAUCUAUCAAAAAUUGAUUAUUCAAAUUGCUAGUGCUAUUGUUCAUUUACAUAAUAAUAAUAUAAUUUAUCUUGAUCUUAAAUCAGAAAAUAUUCUUGUUUGGAAUAUGCCACAACCACGUCUACCAUCAACUGGACAAGUUCUUGUUAAAUUAUCAGAUUUUAGUAUUAGUCGAGUAUUGUCAUCGAUUGGUACGAAAGGUUUUGCUGGUACCGAAGGAUAUAUUGCACCAGAAAUUGUUCGAUUUACUGGUGAUGAAUUAUAUACUGAAAAAGCUGAUAUAUUUUCUUUUUCUAUGCUAAUGUAUGAAUGUCUCUCGUUGAAUCAUCCAUUUAGUCGAAAUAAACGUGAUCAUGCACGAGAAUUAAUCUUACAUGGUUGGCGACCAUCAUUAACUGAACAGGAAUUAUCAUCACCAACAUUGAUUCUUGAUUUAAUGGUUGCUUGUUGGUCUGAGCAUCCGAAUGAUCGACCAUCAGCAAAAGAUAUACAUCAAUUAGCAAGUUCAUUAGAAUUUCGACAUUUAAUGGAUGUAAUUGAAAUUGGUAAUCGUGAAGAAUUUAAUGAUUCAAAUACAUUAGCUGCUGUUUCUUAUCGAGAAAAUAAUGAAAAUGAUGAUAAUGAUGAUGAUGAUAUUGAUAUUCCAACUGCAGAUUGUUGGUUUAUUCGACAAUCAAAACAAGAACAACAAUCAUCGAUUGUUAUUGUUGCUUAUGAUCAAUUCAAUGCUGUUAGUCAACAGAUAAUCAAUCUUGGUAAUUGUGAAAUUCGUUCAAUUUAUUAUCAUAUUCGUGAUCAUGUUAUAGUUUUAACUGAUCGUCAAAAUAUGAUCUAUAUUUAUUGUACACAAACAUUUCAAAAAUUAAAUCAAUUUCCUCUUGUACAUCAUCAACAAAGUGGUCAUCCAACACAUAUGACUAGUCUACCUGAAACAUCAAUUGUUUUUUUACUUUUAUCAGAUAAUUCAAUAUAUAGUAUUGAUUUAUCUAUAAUUUUACAUCGAUCUAGAAAUUUAAAUUCAUCAACAGUUGAUCUUUGUUAUCGUUAUGUAGCUAAUGUUUCAUUACCAACAUUUAAAAUUCUUGCAUUACCAACAGCUAGUGGUCGAAAUGUAGAAAUUUGGUGUGGUUGUUCAUUAGGAAAUUUACGUAUUAUUGAUGUUCGUACAGCUCAAUUAUCUGUUCAAUUAUCACAUCAAUUAUUAACUGGUUCAAGUGCUGUACAUUUACUUUGUGUAUCGAGAAAUUCACCUCAUCAAUAUUUAAUUUGGACAGCGAUGAAAACAGAUGAAUCGAAUGAUAUAACUAUUGAUUCAAUCUUACCUACUCGAAUACUUGUAUUUAUUGGAUUAAAUACUGGUCAUAUAAUUAUUAUUAAAUCAUCAGCUAUUCAAGUUUUAUAUACUGUCCAUGCUUAUGAUCAACAAGUUUUACAUUUAUUUGCACUUUCUCAAUCUGCUUUAUCCCCAUCAACAACAAAUGAAUCACAUGAUAAUCGAUUUAUAACUCAAUUUAAAUAUUUACAAGAAAAAUUUGAACAACAUCGAUUUAAUCGAGGAAAUUUUCGUACUCCACUUCUAGCUAGACCUGAUAAUAAUGAUAAUGAACUUGAUAAUAUAUCAUACAUGUUAGCUAUUGGCUAUGGAGCAAAAGCGUGCCAAUCAAUUCCACAAUUACAAAAAUAUUCAUCAGAUGGGAUUUUCUUACAAACAUGGUCUUUAGAUGAUUUUAUUCUCUAA